This is a messenger RNA of Acytostelium subglobosum LB1, 618 nucleotides long. RefSeq lists its product as hypothetical. The record is from RefSeq and is a predicted model, not a curated record. Lineage: Eukaryota; Evosea; Eumycetozoa; Acytosteliales; Acytosteliaceae. The coding region runs from base 1 to 618 and encodes 205 amino acids. The transcript is spliced from 2 exons.
AUGUUCAAUGUGUGCUCUGCAACUAACGGAAACAACAAUGAUCAAGGCCAUGAGACCCAGCAGCAGGAGCAAGAGCAUCCUCAAACUCAGGUGCAACAAUCUCGAGGUCAAGACUCUCCGCCACCACCUUCAACCCCACAACCUUCAACUCCACAACCUCAACAACAAUCAUCACCUGCUUAUGAGACUCCUCGUGAGCAGGCACAGGUUCGCAACAACAACCAGGAACAGGGACAUGAGCGUACUACUCAAGAUCAUCCACAGGAAACUCCACAAGUAACUUCUCCACCUCCACCACCAGCUACCCCACAAGCUACUCCACCUCCACCUCCACCUGCUACCCCACAACCUACUCCACAACCUACUCCACAACCUACUCCACAAGUAACAUCUCCACCAGCUACUCCACCUCCUCAAGAACAACAUCAACAGGAACAGGAACGCAAUAAUCAGAAGAAAGAAGAGCAGAGACACCAGCAAGAGAACCAGGACAACCAAAGACGUCACAUUAAUCAAGCAUUGUCAAGUUUCUUUGGACGCGAGAUGUCGCAGAAUGAUAUAUGGCCAAACCAAGGACAAAGUCUGAAGAAGACCACCAACUGUGUGAAUUGUGAUUGA